This is a messenger RNA of Aspergillus oryzae RIB40, 903 nucleotides long. Its product is annotated as Rtr1/RPAP2 family protein phosphatase. The transcript has 2 exons. Gene Ontology annotation, cellular component: nucleus; cytoplasm. Bases 1 to 903 code for a protein of 300 amino acids. Gene Ontology annotation, molecular function: RNA polymerase II CTD heptapeptide repeat phosphatase activity; RNA polymerase core enzyme binding. The record is from RefSeq and is a predicted model, not a curated record. Lineage: Eukaryota; Fungi; Ascomycota; Eurotiomycetes; Eurotiales; Aspergillaceae.
AUGUCCACCAGUCGGUCCCAUCUGAAGACCUCCCUUCCUUCGGCUCAUGCUGCUUCCACACAGGCUCCGUCCAGCAUGCGCCGUGCGCCACCAAAGUCCACUGUGUCGCUCCAGCAAAAAGGACAGCCAGCGAACAAGCCAGACGCUGAUCCACGUCACCUCGCCAUAGCUUUACAUCAUGCGCACCGUAUUCAGGCCCAAAAGGAUACGGAAUCUCUUAUCUUGGAUCGCAUUCUCGAACUCGUCACGUUUCCGUCUUCACCUUCAGCAGAUCCUGCUUCUCCGUCACCCGAAGAUGCCCAGGCUUUCAAAUCAGCUUUGAUACCAUUCCAGCCAGCUGACUACGAUAAUUUGAUCCAAGAGCGGAAUAUUGAGGGUCUCUGUGGUUACGGUUUAUGUCCUCGCGAGCACCGUAAGGACGACUCUCGUGGGGCUUAUCGCAUAACGUGGGGUGCCAAAGGGAGUGGCCCUGGUGGCCGGGGCCGGGAUAUGAACAUAGUUCCUCGCGAAAAGCUUGAGAUGUGGUGUUCGGAUGAGUGUGCUGAAAGAGCUUUGUACAUACGGGUACAAUUAGCCGAGGAGCCAGUAUGGGAAAGGCGUGCCGAUGACGCCCGGGGCAAGAAUCUCCUCUUGCUUGAGGAAGGAAGAGCAACCACGCGAGGAGGGAAAGGUUCGAGCAACCUGGCAGGUGACAUGUCCAAACUCUCGGUUCGUGACAGUGCCCAGUCCCGUGAACUCGCCUUGGAACGCGGCGAUGCAAACCCGGCAUUACGGGCCGGGCGAGUAGAUGUUCAGAUUCAGGAGAAGGAUAACCUAGCGUAUGAGCACGUCACAGCACCGGAGAUGCGCCCAGGGGACGACAAAGGAGGCUCUAUUGAAGGCUACGUGCCUCAAGAGUUUUAA